Molecule: messenger RNA, 445 nt
Organism: Colletotrichum godetiae
Lineage: Eukaryota; Fungi; Ascomycota; Sordariomycetes; Glomerellales; Glomerellaceae
Exons: 2
Coding region: 1-378 (125 amino acids)
Source: RefSeq, a predicted model, not a curated record
AUGGCACGUCGCUCCAUUGACUACAUACCUCACCAUUAUCGAAGCCUGGGACAGCGAUGCGAGCCGAAAUCCGUCUCCUUCUACCACAUAUUGAACAAAGCCGAACUCUGGUUUGGCUCAUACAGCUCCGAGAAACAGCGGGAGCUAUCUCUGGAAGAAAUCGCCAGACAUUAUAGCUCGUAUCCAAUGGAGAGAUCUACCCUGAGAUCCCCACCGGCACCCAGCUCACGAUCGCCCCAGACGACGUCGAUGCUCCAGUGUUCAUCCGAAGCCCCGGUCUCAACUGCUGCGAGUCGAUUAAGGGAAGAGAAAUCCAUCCUCGGUGAGGCCUUGAUCGUGGAAAAGGUCUCCAAGAGUCCACAUCCGUAUAUCAUCUAGUACCAUGGUCGCCGAACCAUACGCGACUGCAUCACCUGACUUGUCCUCAAGUCAUAUGACCAUAUGC